Peromyscus eremicus (cactus mouse) is the source of this 2060-nucleotide messenger RNA. RefSeq names its product pyroglutamylated RFamide peptide receptor (gene Qrfpr). Gene Ontology annotation, biological process: G protein-coupled receptor signaling pathway. Gene Ontology annotation, molecular function: neuropeptide Y receptor activity. The coding region runs from base 1 to 1248 and encodes 415 amino acids. The transcript has 6 exons. The record is from RefSeq and is a predicted model, not a curated record. Gene Ontology annotation, cellular component: membrane. NCBI's taxonomy places the organism in Eukaryota, Metazoa, Chordata, Mammalia, Rodentia, Cricetidae.
AUGCCGUGGAACUUGACCGCGGAGCAGCUCUCGGCGCUGCUGCGGCUGCACAACCUGACUCGCGCACAGUUCAUCGCGCGCUAUGGGCUGCGGCCACUGGUGCUCACCCCGCAGCUGCCGGCACGCGCCAGGCUGGCCCUCCUGCUCACCGGCCUGCUCAUCUUCGCCCUGGCGCUCUUUGGCAACGCCCUGGUGGUCUACGUGGUGACCCGCAGCAAAGCCAUGCGCACCGUCACCAACAUCUUCAUCUGCUCCCUGGCGCUCAGCGACCUGCUCAUCGUCUUCUUCUGCAUCCCGGUCACCAUGCUCCAGAACGUCUCGGACACCUGGCUGGGGGGUGCCUUCAUUUGCAAGAUGGUCCCGUUUGUCCAGUGCACUGCCAUUGUGACAGAAAUCCUCACUAUGACCUGCAUUGCCGUGGAAAGGCAUCAGGGACUUGUCCAUCCUUUUAAAAUGAAGCGGCAGUACACCAAUCAAAGGGCUUUCACAAUGCUGGGUGUGGUGUGGCUGGUGGCCAUCAUCAUAGGAUCACCCAUGUGGCAUGUGCAGCGACUUGAGGUUAAAUAUGACUUCCUGUAUGAGAAAGAGCACAUCUGCUGCUUGGAGGAGUGGAGCAGCCCCAUGCACCAGAGAAUCUACACUACCUUCAUCCUUGUCAUCCUCUUCCUUCUGCCUCUCCUGCUGCUGCUCGUCCUCUAUGGUAAAAUCGGUUACGAGCUUUGGAUCAAGAAAAGAGUCGGGGAUGGCUCAGUGCUCCAAACUAUUCACGGAAAGGAAAUGUUCAAAAUUGCCAGGAAGAAGAAGCGAGCUGUGAUCAUGAUGGUGACAGUGGUGGCUCUCUUUGCUGUGUGCUGGGCACCUUUCCACAUCGUUCACAUGAUGAUUGAAUACAGUAAUUUCGAAAAGGAAUAUGAUGAAGUCACAAUCAAGAUGAUUUUUGCCAUAGUGCAAAUAAUUGGAUUUUUCAACUCCAUCUGUAAUCCCAUUGUCUAUGCACUUAUGAAUGAAAACUUCAAAAAAAAUUUUGAGUCUGCAGUUUGCUGUUGCGUAGUAAAAGAAACAUUCUCUCCAGCAAGGAGGCAUGGAAGUUCAGGAGCUAUGGCUAUGCAGAGGAGAGCAAAGUUAGCUGGCAGAGAGAAUCCUGUAGAGACCAAAGGAGAAACAUUUGGGGACAGCAACAUCAAUGUCAAGUGGUGUGAACAGCCAGAGAAGAAGAAAAAAUCGCAAGUGGCAUCUUGUCCUCUUUAGUUCUGAAUUUCUGAGAACUCUGCUGUAGACAGGGACGUUAAUUGUUAACAGUAUCUUCAGAAUCAGUACCUGUCAUACUGUAAUGGAAAGAAAAUUAUUUUGAGAAAAAGUAGAGCUUUCAUAUUAAAAAUGUUGACGAGCACUUGAAAGGUUGAGGCAGGGGAAUCAGGAGUUCAAAGUAAUCCUUAGCUGCAUAAUGAGUUUUAGGAUAACCUGGGGUACAAGAGACCCUGUCUCAGGAAGCCAAAAUAAUAACAACCAAACUUACUAAUGAUGGUGACAAAACAUUUUUCCAUUGAAAAUACAUAAGAAUUUUUUAAAAAUUAUUGGGCCAUUAUUGUGAUUACUAGGUGUAGUUUUUUUUGUUUUACUUUUUAAACAUUUUUUGUUUUUAUUUUAUGUGUAUUAGUGGCUUAUUUGCAUGUAUGUCUGUGUACCACAUGCAUGUCUGGGUGCCUACAGAGGCCAGAAGAGGGUAUCCAAUUUUCUGAAAAUGGAGUUACAGAUGGUUGUGAACUGCUACGUGGAUCCUGGGCAUCAAACCCAGGUCUCCUGGAAGGGCAACCAUCUCUCCUGCCCUAAAGUGUAGUUUCAAAAAUCUUGUAUAAAAGUCAAUGUUCUUGGCUAGUAACUUUUGUCUGUGUAGUCAAUGUGAUAUGACUUUCUAUGUAUUGCUAAAUUGAGUGAAAACAUCAAUAAUGCAUCUUCUUCCUAGAAUACUAAUUUAGUAGUUGAGCAUCACACGUGACUGUUGAAGUUACGAUAACUCUUUUGCAAAUGAAGCCUGCACCAAAGCCAGUAAGCCCAAGAAG